UUCUAUGCUUGAUGGAUUUGGCCUUUUUUUUCCUUUUUUUUUUAACCUGCCUGUAGAGGUUAUCUUAUUGAUUCAGCUUACAGUGCAGGAGACCCACCCGUUCUCCCCUCCUCUUGCCUGUCUCUUUUGUUGUGGUUUCUGCUGAUGGUUUGGCCCACAAAGCCAGUCAUUGCUGGCCACGCUGCUAUGGCAACCAGGAAAUACUCACCGCCAUCAGUGGAGUAGUGUCCGUGUGAGAGUGUUUGAAUGUGAAGGGGAUAGAGAGGAGCAGAACGUGGUGAGGGGGAGUCCAGACAGACCACCACCACAACAACAGCAGAGACUGAUCUUCACCUUUGGCUUUUCUGCAUUUUUCCCUCUUAAUCCUUCACCGAGCAUAAAUGGCUGCCAGCUCUGCAGCUACAUCUCUGCUGCCUCCAGUGAAGAGCGUGGUGGUGUAUAGGAAUGGAGACCCCUUCUACAGUGGACGCAGGUUUGUGGUCAACCAGCGACAGGUGGUCACCAUGGAGGCCUUUCUGAAUGAAGUGACCCAGAGCAUCGGCGCCCCUCUUGCCGUCAGGACUCUGUACACCCCCAGGCAGGGCCACCAAGUCGCAGACCUGCAGGAUCUACGGACAGGAGCCCAGUAUGUUGCUGCUGGCUUUGAGAGAUUCAAGAAACUCGAUUACCUGAACGUGAGAACAAAAAAGCAACCCACUGCUCGUGAGGAAAUCCAGGUCAAAGCAAUCCAGAGGCCGAAUGUGUCAGCUAAAUGGAGGAAGUAUAUACCUGUGCCUUGCAUUAUACACGUUUUUCGAAAUGGAGACCUCCUGUGUCCACCGUUCCGAUUCAUCAUUCCUCGGAGCAUGCAGCAGGACCUGGAUCAGAUCUUGAGUCUAAUCACAGAGAAGGUCAGCCUAAGGACCGGUGCGGUGCGCAGGUUGUGUUCUCUAGAAGGAGUGUCCGUGUCCUCAGCUGGGGAGCUGGAGACUGGCCGCUGCUACGUUGCCGUGGGAACCGAGAGGUUCAAGAAACUCCCAUAUGUGGAGCUAAUAGUCUCCAAAACUACAGAGAGAUAUUUCCCUGGGAAGAGAAGGAUGUUAAGGAGAGCUGAGAACAGGAAAGCAGGAAGCGGGCCUGAAGACCAAUGCAGUGACUCAGCUCUCCUUGACUCCCCAGAGUCAGACGGUCGGAGGGUGAAAUCAACAGGAGAUGAAGCUGCAGCCCCACAAGCCUCCCAGCAAAGGAGCAGGAGAGAGGGAGCAGAUGAGACCUCUGUGUUUUUUGCCAGGCCGGUCAAGAUCCGGAAGAACCGAAUGCAAACGAGACCACCGCUCAGCAAUGGAUCUGGCCAGCCCAGUGUAUUUAAAAGCGGAGCACAGAAAAGGAGAGAAGAGGUACGAGGGGCAGAGGAGGUGCAGGAGGAUGAAAAUACAGCUACAGAGCUUCCUGUUGAUCAGAGAGCUGCAGAAAUAGUGGAGGAGGAGGAAUUAACCAGCCCAGACGAUCCUCUGCAGAACAAACAGAUGAGACAAGCACAAAUUAUCAAGAGUGAGCAGCACGACGACGAGGAGCACCCACACAAGUACAGUGGAAAGCAGGCAUUACUAUCUGAAGAGGAGCAGGAGUCCAAAGCUGAAAUACUGGAGCUGAAGCAGACGUCUUCGAAGUCGAGGCCUUCAUCGUCUAGCAGUCACGCAGAGCACAGAAAAGAAAAGGAGAUCCUGCAGGAUGCGCCGUCGGUUGCAACAGAACAAAACCACCAUCAUCAGGAGGAGGUCACGGCGUCCUAACAGUUUCACACCGCAUGAACGUUUGAUUAAAUUAGUAGUACUUUAACUGUGUUAAUGAGCCAAAUAACAACAUUAAUGUAUGUUGUUUUAUUGUAGAAAAUGUAAGCGUGAGAAGUGCAAGGAGAACAAACACUACAACAGGUGGAUACACUAUCAGAAGCUCUAUAAGCUUCAGCUCAAACUGAUUGAAGUUUAUUGUAUCGUACACCCGUUUAUGAGGUUCUGUCCAUUCAGUUUUACAGGCAUGAUUCUUAUGCUGAUACUGUGUAGAUGUUCAAUAUAUUCACUAUGUGUACAGAAAAAAAAAAGCAUUUUUUAGGGUAAAUCUUAAACCUAUACUGAAAAAUGAGUGACUACUAAAUGAGUGUUGGGGAACAGUAGUGUUGCCAAGAAUUUAUUGAUUAAAUAUCAGCAACAACACAGGAACAGAGCACAAUAUUAACAGUCAUCUGUACAGUGUCUUGUAUCAAUUAAAUGUGACAAUAAACAUAUGUAUUACUGUACAUGUGACCAAUUUCUGAACUCUUUACACAGUUCAAGUCUUUUUCUUUCAAAAGUAGUUUGGAAAAUAAAAGCAGUAUAUUCCUUCAUAGUAUAUCACGAGUAAACAGUAAAAGGAAAGGCGAAAGAUGAAAAAAAUUAAAAUAAACAAAUCAGAUUUUAUCCUCAAGCUAUACAACAACAUUGUCCCCUCAUGCCUUGCUCUUACUCUACAGCAGGCUAAAGGCAGCCGCCACAAAAUAACCCCAUUAAACCAGAAGCUGACAUCUACCCCGGGCUUAUUUAUAUGUGGUCUCUGCAGCAUCUAUGCAGAUGCCAGUCACAUGGCA
Messenger RNA from Oreochromis niloticus (Nile tilapia), 2602 nucleotides. RefSeq names its product doublecortin domain containing 2B (gene dcdc2b). The record is from RefSeq and is a predicted model, not a curated record. Gene Ontology annotation, cellular component: microtubule organizing center; microtubule. Bases 381 to 1772 code for a protein of 463 amino acids. The transcript is spliced from 15 exons. NCBI's taxonomy places the organism in Eukaryota, Metazoa, Chordata, Actinopteri, Cichliformes, Cichlidae. Gene Ontology annotation, biological process: intracellular signal transduction.